CCCGCAAUCGUGACAAAGCGAAACUCGUAUGUAAUACCAGUAGUCCAACAGUUGAAUGUAGCAAAAUGGAACACGUUUUGUGUCCCAAACAUACUAAGCCAUGUGUUCUGAAAACGGGAAUCAAACCAGGUGCAUCACAGGGGAAAAGUUUCUACCUCUGUGGACAGCAACCUUGUGACUAUGUGAAGCAAGCAAGCGUUGAAGCCAUUUUUUGCCCAAGUCAUCGUGAAACGUAUGUCGAGCUGCAGAGGAUUGUACAAUCACAAUCUUCUGAUGAAAAAAGACAUUACUUCCGCUGUUCGUCAAGAGACCCGAAAGAGAGCUGGUGUGGAUAUGUUCCCUUCAAACCUAGGAACCCUGAUGCUUUGAAAGACUAUAACUUUCAAACAAAAGCAUCUAAGACAAACAUGUCACCCAGUCAGAAGAGCAAGGAUAUACCAAAGAGUCGUGAAGGGGAACGGCUGACCAAUCAGAAAGAGAAGGAACCAUCCAAUCAGAAACACAAAGAGACCUCAUCCAGUAAAAGUACUUUUGAAGAGAUAGCUGCUAGUCAGACUUCUUCUGUGACCAGCCAUGCCGUCAAGGCCUGCAAUUCUUCACUGAUAUUAACAGAAGAUAAACACUCCUCCAGGGAUGCACUUGAGCUGCAAAAUGGCAGCAAACGGUCACCAAUUUGUCUUGAUGACAGCUUGACAGACUCUCCUGAGAAAGAUCCUUGUAAGAAUGGACCACAGAAACAGAUAGUCCCACAAGCCAAGCACCUUACAGCUGGUCAGAACGACAGCUUCUCAAGUUACCGAAUCCGAGGCAAUGAAGCUGAAUCUUCUGAUGAUGACAACGAUGAUGCUGAGAAGGACAGGAUUCCUAAUGUACAUGAUGGAAAACAUCCGGUGAGAAUUGCUUCUUCUGAUUCCGGUGACAGCGAUGAAGAAGACUCGUUUCCCAAGAUGGCCGCCAGUAAAAGCAAGGAUGCAGCAGCUGGUGCUGUACACCAGGGGUCAAAGGUCAGAGAAGAAGAAAGAAGUAUGUCCAGCUUGAGUGAGAGACCAGAGAUGGGUGGACGUAAGGAUGGAUCUGCCGUGAUGGUGAACGAUCUGACUGGCACUGUGAAUCAGCUGCAGAUCUCUCGUCAAGAUGGUCGACCUCGUCCGUCACUGAGCGACUUGCAGAUGAAGAAAGAGAAUCUUGUGUCUUGUCUUGAAGGGAGAAAGAAAAUAAUCGGAACCGUUAAUGUAUCGGCAUUGCCUGAUGGAGGUGCCAAAUUGCAGAAACAAAUGGAGGACAUCAUUUCCCAAAUAAAGGCAGUAGAAAUUGAUAUUGGAAAAGCCAAGGCUGAAAGUCGAAAUGUCCCACCAUCUGAAAGACCCGUGGUGAAGGUAGAGCCACAGAUUGUCCGCGUGUACCCCGAGGCUGGCGGGACGGUGCAUGUACCACAGAACCAAGUGAGACCCGAGCCACAAGUCCGAGUUCUUCCCAAUGGACAGACAAUUGUCAUCCCUGCUCAGCGGCAGACGUCCUUGUUGACUCACGCUGUGCAGAUUCCACCACAUGUUCUACAACAGAUGUAUGCAGCCAAUCCACAGGCCAUGCAUCUUUACGGAGGUCGAAUGACGGCUGCACGUCUCAGGGAUGUCGGUUCAAUCACCAAAGAAGCCAUUGAGAAGCUGCAUAAACAGCUAGAAUCCCGUCCUGACGAAUCAAUGGAGCUAGAAGACCCGCAUGGUCUGACAGUACCAUUAAUGACUCACCAGAGGCAGGCCUUAGCAUGGCUAACGUGGAGGGAAAGGCAGCAACCAGCCGGUGGAAUUCUAGCUGAUGACAUGGGUUUAGGGAAGACGCUGACAAUGAUUGCCUUGGUUUUGAAAUCGAAAGAAGCGAAAAAGUUGGGGACAGACGAACAGAAAGAUGCCUGGAUGAACCGAAGCAAAGAGCUGAAGAAAAUGGACAAGUCUAUUGUUGAUUCGCAUGCAACUCUUGUGAUAUGCCCAGCAUCUUUAGUCUAUCAGUGGCAGAAAGAAAUAGAGAAACGAUGUCGCAAAAAACUGCUUAAAGUUGAACUGUAUCAUGGUCCUAACAGAGAGAAAAAUAUUUUGAAAUUAGCAAGCAACGACAUUGUACUAACGACCUACAGCAUUGUUAGCAGGGAGGCUGGAGUCACGAAAACAGACAGUUCGGAAAAGCCAGUCGAGGAUGAUCCUGAGCAGGAGACAGAUGGCAGUGGUGAUAAAAAUCCAUCGGAUAAACCCAAUAUACUGAGGAUUGCGUGGGAGCGAGUGAUACUGGAUGAAGCACACAGCAUCAAGAAUCACAAGAGUCUCACGUGUAUGUCCGUCUGUCGGCUCCGCACGGGAUUUAGAUGGGCUUUGACUGGAACGCCAAUACAGAAUGAUCUACUAGAUAUGUACUCCCUUCUCAGAUUUCUCCGGUGCUCUCCCUUUGAUGAGUUUAAAGUUUGGAAGAGACAUGUAGAUACAGGAAAAGCAAUGGGCACAACCAAGUUGAACACAAUUGUUCAGUCACUGUUGUUGCGCAGAACUAAAGACCAGACAUGCAAGAAGGGAAAACCGAUUGUUACACUGCCAACUAAAUCUACAGAGGUCAUUAAGCUGGAAUUAACAGAGGAUGAACGAAAAGUCUAUGACAAAGUCUUUGCUCUCACGAAAUCUACUGUUCAAGACUAUGUGAGGAGACAUGAAAACAAAGAGAGUGGCCUGGACUACAGGACACAAGCUGGUGCUAAACUCAAUCCUCUCACAGACCUAUUUAGCAGUGAAGACCUCAUUUCUGGUAGACCCACUGCAACAGGUGGUGCUAGGUCAAGGUCAGAGUCCGGGUCAGGGUCGGGGUCACAGCCAGGGCAGUCUCAGACGACUACCAAGUCGACUGGCAGUCAAAUUCUGGUGCUGAUGCUUCGAAUGAGGCAGUGUUGCAGUCACCUGAGUUUGAUGAAACAGCACCUUGAGGAAGAAACUCUGGAAACAGAAGGGAUAGAGUUGACUCUAGAAGAACAGAUGAAGGGAAUGGAUCUGGAUGAAGAGUCGGAGAGUGAUUCCAUCAAACCAUCAACUUCACCACUGUUCACCAUGUCUGCUACAAGCACAAAGUUAAAAGUUCUGAUGGAUAAACUCCUGGAUAUCAAACAGACAUCAGAUAGUUCUCAACCAAUUAAAAGUGUGAUCGUGUCGCAGUGGACCAAAAUGUUGGAUAUUGUUGCUCACCAUCUGGAGAAGUUGAACAUCAAAUACAGCGUAAUUCGAGGCAAUAUCCCUCCCAAGAAACGGACGGAGUUGGUGGACGAUUUCAACACCAACCCAAGAGGAAUUGAAGUGAUGCUGGUAUCACUCAAAGCUGGUGGUGUGGGUCUCAAUCUUAUUGGAGGAAAUCACCUGUUUUUGCUCGACAACCACUGGAAUCCCGCGUUGGAAGAGCAGGCUUGUGAUCGGAUUUAUCGUGUUGGCCAAACCCGCGAUGUCUUUAUUCACAGAUUUCUAUGCAAGGACACAAUAGAAGAAAAAAUUGUUGAACUUCAAAAGCGAAAACUAACCAUUGCCAAGAAUGUACUGACUGGGUCUGGUGCUAGCAGUCAGAAGUUGACAUUACAAGAUAUGAGGAUGUUGUUUGGUGUUUGAUGUGACUCUAAAGCCUGUCAUACACUGUGCAAUACUUUGUGAUGAGAACACUCUGUUGAAGCAAGCAGGCUUUUCAGUCUUGUGUUAUCCACAGUGUGGGUGUUUAUAACUCAUCUCUGCGACUAAAAGCUAGUAAAGCAAGUUUGGUGCUCCUGAUGAAAAAUUGUUAUGCAAGAUUGAUGUUCUAGUCAUUCAUGGCUACAACUGGAAGUGGGCAGAAUAGGCUGCAGUUAUCUCCCUUCAUCUUCUAAAAUACAAAAAUGUGUUCUUUUAAUUCAACAGACACUACUGCAACCUUGGCAGUUAAGAAAAUUACCAAGGCAAAAAAAUAUUCCUUGGAAAAAAUUGUUUUUACUUGCAGUUUUGCAGUUAAUAUGUAAAAGAGGAGUUUAAUUUUAAAGUAUUGUUAAAAAACUUAAUUAAAUAAGGAAAAUGACACAGGAAAUUGAAUGUUCCAAGACGAAAUAAAUGCUGUUGAAAAUUGAAAA
Molecule: messenger RNA, 4117 nt
Organism: Gigantopelta aegis
Lineage: Eukaryota; Metazoa; Mollusca; Gastropoda; Neomphalida; Peltospiridae
Product: transcription termination factor 2-like
Exons: 24
Coding region: 66-3629 (1187 amino acids)
Molecular function (GO): zinc ion binding; ATP binding; ATP-dependent chromatin remodeler activity
Source: RefSeq, a predicted model, not a curated record